AUGUCGUUGAUCAACACCAACCGACGUCGAUCAACGAUGGAGUCGAACGCGAACAGCGUCGUCGAUGACGACGCCAACAAGAAUGAAUCCAACAGCGACGACGGAAACGAGGUCCCGGCCUCGUUCGGUGUGGCGGCGGUGGAUCUGACUUGGCUGUUUUGUUCGGAUGAGAAGAAGCCAAUGGUUACCAUUAAGUGCGGCAACAUGGAGACCUUGGGUGUAAGCGCAUUCACGGUCCUCAAACCCAUCUUGACCAAACACUCUCAGUUCUUCGACAAAUGCCUUCGGAACCCAUGUAAAGAGUCCGAAUCAUUGAUCAUCGAGCUUCCUGAAGUCCUACCCAGCAACAUGAUGCUCUAUCUCACACUCACCACCCGGCAAGCCCUGAUGAAUUGCGCGUCAGCGGAGACUUUAGUGAAGCGCGAGGAUUUCACUGAUCCGAACUAUAUUGCGAACCAGGCACGAUUUUACCAACUUUGUGACUUUCUACAGAAUGAAGGGCUUGCGAAAAGCACUCGGAAAAUGUUCGUCGACUACCUCAAGACCCAGCGAAAGGUUCGCACCGAAAGCAACUGUCCUGAAAUCUUCAGGGCUUAUGCCGAUACCUUUGAGAUUCUUAAGCAAGGACAUGUUGUCCAAGACAAGCUCCGUCGCGUCCUGGUCAAGAGCUUCUGUUUCAAGAUCAACGCGCCGAAUUUCUUCAAGUAUUGCGAUGCUCUGAAGGAGUAUCCCGACUUCCACUUCGAGGUUGCCAAGCAGUAUGCACUCAACUCCAUGUGGAAUGAUCCUGUCCACAAAACGGCAGCCGUGAAGAUCAAGACACAGCGCAUGUCUAUCGAUGAUGAGUCAGAGCCGGAGCCGGAGGAGUAG
Molecule: messenger RNA, 870 nt
Organism: Colletotrichum gloeosporioides
Lineage: Eukaryota; Fungi; Ascomycota; Sordariomycetes; Glomerellales; Glomerellaceae
Exons: 2
Coding region: 1-870 (289 amino acids)
Source: RefSeq, a predicted model, not a curated record